AUGUUCACGACGGUCGACACCCUUAUUUGCUCCACCUGCGUCGCUCUCUCUCUUGGCUAUUUCUUUCUUACAUCAUCCCACACAGAAGAUUCAAGAUACCUUCCUGAUAGCUCUGGUGGACAUCGCACAGAUGCGUUCAUCUUGGAGACAACUGUGACCCACGCCCGGCUGCUACCCUCCCCGUCGUCCCAUAAGUUUACCUACCCAGUCCUUACUUUUUUCUUCCCUCUUCGUGCCCUUGAGUCACACAAACUCUCUCUGAUACACGGCUGGCUACUCUCAUAUGGAGGUAUCCUUGGGCGAGUCGUUGGCAUAAGAGCUAACAGUUAUCUUUACGACGAUGGCGGCGCUGAGCAGUCCAUCAGGAGGAAGUUAGGCAAGGUGUUGAGCGAUUUCGGUGUUACUGAUGUCGAUACUGGAGAGGAAGGAGAAUCAAAGGAGCCGAAGUUCGAUGCUUGGAUGAUGACAAUGCCGGCGUAUUUUGGCUUUGAGGGAAUCAAUCCUCUGACAGUGUACUUUUGCUAUCGCGACGCGGUACCAGACGAGCUCUGGGUGGUGGUCCUGGAGAUUCAUAAUACGUUUGGCGAGCGCCACGUUCAUGUCCUCGAGUUGGGAAAGAACGAAGAGCUGCCUGACAAAGGGUACAUCCUCCUGCCCGUCGUAUCUCUUCAGCUCACAAACCUAUGUUACAGGUUUGACCACCAGUGGUCAUUUGACCGUGCAUUUCACGUCUCGCCAUUCAACGAUCGUCUUGGUACAUACACCAUCUCCGUUCGGCCUCCGUCUCACUCUCCGUCCUCCCAGCCUCCUAGUAGUUCCUCUCCCGGGGCUCUACAAUCCAAUACCAUAAAACCCGCAGUCCGCGUCCACUUGCAUGAACCGCCUUCGUCGCCAAACUCUUCUCCAUCACCCUUACCAGAGAAGGGCACCCUCAAACUCACAGCGCUCCACUUUACGCGAACUUCCACCCCUCUCACCGCAGGUUCCCUGAUCAAAAUGUUACUUCGAUACCCGAUCGCGCUGUUUAUGAGCUUGCCGAGGAUCCUGAAGCAUGCUUGGAUUUUGCAUUAUAGAAAGGGGCUGGGUGUGUGGAGGAGGCCGGAACCUGUUGCAGUAAGACGAGGUUGGGGAAGUCAUACUGGGAGUGGAGGCGAGGGCGAUGUCACUGGUGCCAAAGUAACCGCGCCGAUGAAAGGCGGAGGAGUAGGCUGGCAGGCCCCAACAUUACUUGAAAUGUUGGCAAAGAAGGAGGUCCUUCGUUUCUUGGACAGAAGGGCGAAGGAGUUGAAUGUCGAAAUUGUUCUUGUUCCAGGGGACCCGAACGCACUUGUUCGGACGUAUUCGCCGCGCCGACCAGCAGACCAAGAAGUCAAACCCGCACCUCACCUCACAAUCUCCUACCUCUCCCCUCGCCUCUUCAUUCUCCUUAUGCUUUCUUCUUCUGCAUCGGAGGCCCUUGCCUCAGGUGGUCCUUCCAAAGCCCGCGCUGGCGCGAUAACCGAGUUUGUCGCCAACGACGAAGUUUUAUUCACAAGAGUAUUCGACCGUCCGUACACGGGUACCCCCACCGCCGAUGCAUCCUCUACCGCGAAAGCUAUCACCGAACCUGAUCCAAAAUCGGUCGUCAACACAAGCGACAAAUUACUCAAGAUCCUCCGCUCACACAAACCACUGCCCCUGCCUCCUUCUCCACUCCUUGAACACCCUUCGCCACACAACUCGAAGUCGAUAGAUGUAUCGGAUAAUGUGGGUAUAACAGGAGGCGGAUGGAGGUGCGUUGCAGUCCUGGGGUUGCUCGUUGCGGCAGAGUGGGUGGAAUGGUGGGCUUGGAAGGCUGUUGGGGUCAGAUGGGCUGGCAUUGAAGUGCCCACGCUAGGAAACGAAGUCGGUGACGAUAGUGAAAACAGGGCGCGACAGGAGAGGGGUUGUAUAUAA
Stereum hirsutum FP-91666 SS1 is the source of this 1935-nucleotide messenger RNA. RefSeq lists its product as uncharacterized. NCBI's taxonomy places the organism in Eukaryota, Fungi, Basidiomycota, Agaricomycetes, Russulales, Stereaceae. The transcript is spliced from 3 exons. Bases 1 to 1935 code for a protein of 644 amino acids. The record is from RefSeq and is a predicted model, not a curated record.